GCAGCACAAACAAAACAAAAACAACAACAAAAGUUGUAUUUGAAAAAAGGAGUAAAGUAAAAUAGAAACAACAGAGUUACUCUUUAAUUUUUACACAAGUUUCCAGCAAAGAUUGGGGAUUCUCUCUUAUAUACAAUAUAGAUUCAAAAUAGUUUUUGUUCAUUAUGAGUGAAAGAACUUUCGAACACAUCUUCAGCAAAAGAUCAAAAGAAUCAUUGUGUGAGUUCUUGAAGGCUUCAAAAAUUUCUGAAGCAAGUAAUGAUCAUGAGCAUAUUGAAAAGGAAUUCAAAAUGUGGAGACGAUUAAUAAAGAAUUUAGGUAAUAUCAUUGAACUGCCAGACAAUAAAUCUCAAUCAUUAACUAUUGAAGAAAACAGCUGUUCUAAGGAUUUACAGGUACUUCCUGAUCCAACUAAUAGUAUGGAUAAUUCGGAAGGAAAUAUUGUUGAAGAUAAAUACAGUGCAAAAUAUUUAGUCACUGUUAUACAGAAAGAGCCAGUGGAAGUGAUACAAUUGUUGUAUCGUGAUGCAUUACCUCACAUCAAUAGUCAGACUAUGAUUGAAAUGGAAGAUUUGAUGAAAGGAAUAAGUCCAUGUGAUACUUUGGUAAAAUGUUAUUGCAAAGAAUUACUUUUCAAAAUGAUGUCGGAAAGUAUAGAGGAUAUUUUGAAAAAAAUAUUCAAUGAUUUCUAUACUCAAUACAGUAGCUUAGUAAUUGAAGAAAUAAUUGGUUUCAUGAAACUGCAUGAUAAACUGGAUUUAUUCUUGGUAUAUUUGAAUUCUAAGUCAACUUCAGACAAAGAAUUUUCAUCAUUAUUGUUGAGAGCCUUUCUGGAUUCAUGUAAAGGGUCCCUAUCCAGAAGAGAUCUAUUUUUACUUGAUUAUUUUAUUUCUAAAAACUCUGAAUGUGAUUUGAUGAAAAUGGUUGUAGGUAUCUUGUAUAGCAGUGCAAUGGAAUUGAGGAAUGAUAAAGACUAUGGAAAAUUAUUGUUUAAAAUUGUUGAUCAUUUGGGACCAGAACUUAUUUCAGUGAAAAACCAGAUCGAUUAUAUCUUGAGUGUUCAUGCUUCUAUGUGGAAAACAAAAAUAAGAAAAAAAAGUGAAAAGUACCUGAAAGAGAUUUAAAUUUGAAGUUUCAUAUUUGUUGUUUUCUCAAAAUCGCUAUUAUUACAUGUACUAUGAAAUUAA
Molecule: messenger RNA, 1187 nt
Organism: Coccinella septempunctata (seven-spotted ladybird)
Lineage: Eukaryota; Metazoa; Arthropoda; Insecta; Coleoptera; Coccinellidae
Exons: 4
Coding region: 165-1124 (319 amino acids)
Source: RefSeq, a predicted model, not a curated record